Molecule: messenger RNA, 774 nt
Organism: Geodia barretti
Lineage: Eukaryota; Metazoa; Porifera; Demospongiae; Tetractinellida; Geodiidae
Source: the annotation of a GenBank genome assembly
AUGCCAGCUACCAUCGUGGCCGGAAACUGGAAAAUGAACACUACCCUUGAGGAAGCCAGAGAAUUGGCUGAGGGAGUGCGCAGCCUGGCGGAUAACACUGGAGGCGUAGAGACCAUACUCUGCCCUCCCGCAAUUUCGCUGUCCGCAGUCAAGGAGGCGGUUUCCGGUUCCACCGUCAAGGUAGGGGCCCAGAACAUGCACUGGGAGGACUCCGGCGCAUUUACAGGUGAAGUAUCCCCAGCAAUGCUGGUUGGACUCUGCGAAUACGUAAUCCUGGGCCAUUCGGAGCGACGGCAGUUGUUUGGCGAGACUGAUGCUCAGAUUAAUCAGAAGGUGAAGGCUGCCUUUCGGCACGGCCUGAAACCAAUUCUUUGCGUCGGCGAGACCCUGGAGGAACGGGAGUCGGGACAAGCAAGGGAAAUAAUGGCCCGGCAGGUGAUGUCUGGGCUGGACGGCACCGUAGGACUUGACAUAAAUGGCCUGGUAGUGGCCUACGAACCUGUUUGGGCCAUCGGUACCGGUCAGGCAGCGACCCCGGACAUAGCGGCGGAAAUCAUGGGAGGCUCCAUCCUGGAGGCGCUUCAUUCCUUGUUUGGACCCGAUGCCGAUGACAUUCCCCUCCUGUACGGCGGCAGCGUCAACGUCGGCAACAUUGCCGACUUCGCCUCCCAAUCUUGUAUCCAUGGAGCUUUGGUUGGGGGAGCAAGCCUUCAAGCAGAAUCCUUCAUGGAAAUUGCCCGACUGGCCGGGGUAGCCAAGUCCGGCAAUUCCUAA